CUCUCUCUCUCUCUCUCUCUCUCUCUCUCUCUCUCUCUCUCUCUCUCAAUAUCUCAUUUUCUGCUUUCUUUCUUCUUUUUCUCUAUCUCUCUCUAGCGUCAUCUCUCGGUUGAAUAUCUCCGAAAAGAUGUAUUUUCUCUCACCUUGCCUUUCACCCUUUCUUUCUCUCUUCCUCUGAUAGGUUUAUUCUUUUCAUUCUGUCUUCUCCCUUCCGUUCUAUCCCAUGCUACCACUUUGUAAUCUCUCUAAAAUGACUAAUGUUCUCUCACUCUAUCUCUUUUCUUACUUUCUCUAAUUGUUUGUCUCAUUCCAUCAAACAAUCUCUGUCUCCUUCCGUAUUCCAGUCUCCCAUUAUCGCUGCUACCCACAUUGUACUUUCCUUACUUCAUCUUAUUUUCUACACUUUGUCCAUAAUCUCCGUCAUAUACCAUCUCCCAUUCUCUGUCUCCCCCUUUCCUCCCUUCCCCUCUAUCGCCGCUCCCCGCUUCACGCUCCUCUAGAACGGUACACUUUCAAGUCAGUGAACCGCAGUGAAAGUGAGCCACCUGGAUGAGUGACCUCUGUGCUUUUCUCGUCAGCGCCUCCGUUUGGCCCGACACCACAGACACAACAGCUGAUCCGAGGAGCCUGUUUGUGUGCGAAUAGUGGAAGAAGGAAGGACAAUAGGACAUGGAGGUGAACAACAGGAAGCACUCGGCGGGGUCGGUUUCCAAUGCGAGUGUCGGAGGGAGAUCCCGCCUCCUGUCCCUCACCCCCUUCACCGGCCCCAGCAGGUCGAGGGCGAACUCCUGCAGGCUGGAGAUCGUGGACAUGCCGGGGGGGCCCAUGCUGGUGGAGCUGAACGAUGACGACAUACCCUUGGACCCGGUGGCGGGGGGGCGCGGCAGCGUGGUGGGGGGCGUGGUGGGGGCGCCCGACACACACCUCGUGGACAAGAUCAUCAAGCAGGAGAUGGCCCACCACAGUCCAGCGGUGGGGGCGGAGCCGCGGGAGAGUAUAAGGGUCGCUGAAGGGUCGGGGAGGAAGCAGAACAGCCCCAGGGUAGGGGAGGACGAGGGCCUGGAAGCGAAGGAGCCUGUGCUUGCCUUCGGCGCCACCAACCUGCUCCAGCACCUACACCUCGCCCUGGCCUCGCCCGCGCUCUUCCGCCUGCCUGCUCUCGCCUACAAGUGGAGUUCACCGGAGGGAUCGGGCUUCCUGGGGGUGUACACGGUGCUGCUGCUGAUUCUGGCGCCGCAGCUCAGCAUCUUGGAGCAGACUAUGGCGCAGUUCUCCUCCCUGGGCCCCACCACUAUCUUCAGGUCCCUUCCCAUCCUCACAGGCGUGGGCGUGGGCAUGGUGUGUGUGUGCGCGGUGCUGAUGCCCUACACUAGCACCGUGCUGGCCUGGACCGUGCAGUACACCGUGGAUUGCCUGCAGAAGGAGGUGCCCUGGAGCACGUGUCCCCCGGGAGCUAAGAACACCACCUGCCCCGACGAGCUCUCCCCCAGCGAGUAUUACUUCAUGCGGACGCUGCUGGGGACGAACAGCGAAGAGGACGGCAACUCGCCAAGAGGCGAGCAGGGUGUGGUGCUGAGUCUGGGUCUGACGCAAGGGCUGGUGUGGCUCGGGGUGAUCCUGGCGGUGUGGCGCGGCGAGGCGUGGCGGGCGGGCGUGGUGUCGCGGGUGUGGGCGCUGGUCACCGCGGGCGUGCUGGUGGUGCUGAUGGUGUACGGCCUCCAGGAGCCCUCCAGCGGCGUGGGGCUCGGCCAGGCCUUCAUCUUCACCUGGCACGACCUGGACAAGCCUGACCUCUGGCUGGACGCGUUUGGACAGGUGCUGUGGACGGUCGGACCCUUCAUCGGUCUGCUUAUCAACCGGGCGAGCUACAGGCACUUCAGGGACGCGAUCCGCCAGGACGCCUACACCUCCGUCGUGGCCAACCUGGUAGUGGCGAUGGUGUCCUGCCUCGCCGUCUUCCCCUUCCUCAGCCACCCAGUCGAGAAGACUCCGGGCUUCUUCCUGGUGGAGUCCUCGAAGGCGAUGAUGUCGAUGGAGGUGCCGCAGCUGGGGGGCGUCCUGCUCUACCUGGGGCUCUGCAAGGGACUCUUCGACCACACCCAGAUCCUCGCCUUCACCGUCACCGUGGGCGUCUCAGACCUCCUGCCGGGGCGCUGGCGGGGCGGCGGGAGGUUCUUCUUCUGCUGCUUCGCCGUCUGCGUCUUCGGGUUCCUCUGCAGUCUUCCUUACGUCACCCACGAGGGCGUGUUCCUGGUGAAGGCCUUGGACAACUACGUGCCCUGGGCCAGCGGGCUGUUCCUGGGCGUGCUGGAGGUGGCGGGGCUCGUAUACCUCUACGGCGCCACCACCAUCGGCCAGCACUUCAAGUUGAUGCUCAGGAGUGACGUGUCGGUCAUCGUCUUCCUGUGGCGCUUCUUCCUCAUGCCCAUCCUGCUGGCGCUGGGCGUGUGGGCGUGCGUGGUGGGCGUGAAGGAGCCGCUAACGUGGGAGGAUACGCAGCUGUCGGAGGCGCGGGAGGAUGCCUACAAGGUGGUGGCCCUGGUGUUGGCGCUUCUCCCGGCCGGCGUGGCGGUGGUGGUGACGGCGGUGCAAGUCUUCAGGCACGCACGGGAUUUUCAUCAGCUGCUGGUGCCAAAUGAGUCGUGGGGACCCGCUCUGGCCGGGCACCGCGCUCUCUACACGCCGGGGAUCCUGCGGGCAAAGGCAAGGGCGCCCUAUCUCGUGGUGCAGAUGGAUACUGAAGGCGAGAAUGAGCUCCCAGGGAAGGGGUGGCUGCCUUUCGGGUUCUUCUGGGUUCCUUCCAAAUCCGAGACGCAGCUGCUGCCCUCUAGCGACGGCCCCACCAAGAUGCUGCUCGCCAGGUACCUCAAGAGUCGCUUCAGGGACGUGAAGGACAUAACUGAGGACGACGCGGGGAAGGCCGAGGAGGAGCGUGACGAGGGCUCGGAGGCUGAGGCGGCGGAGCAGUGGGUGCAGAAGGAGGUGGAGGCCGCCCCGCAUGAGGGCACCAACAGCCUCGUAUCCUCGGGCGUUGUCCUGCACCCGAAGACCCUCGUCGAGAACCAUACGCAACACCUCCGCUGAUCCUGACACGCCCACUCCUGAGGGCACGGCGACGUUGAUUCGCCUUCCUGUUCCUGUACUGCUCCUUACACUCGCAUUCUUCAAGGGACGGCUUGCGACCCUCCUCUGAAUCGCGACAUAAUACUCGAUAGAUCGACAUUUUUACGCGAUAGUUACAAUUAUACCAGACGGCGGGAGGCUCACAGCUUUUAGUACUUACUGUCCAGAAACUUUCAUAUGGGCCGCGCGGGUAAUAUACUUUGGCUUAGAUCACACCGGUUCGCAGUAGGAAAAGUUUGACCUCUACCUUAGACAGUGACUCAUAAGAGAGAGAGAGAGAGAGAGAGAGAGAGAGAGAGAGAGAGAGAGAGAGAGAGAGAGAGAGAGAGAGAGAGAGAGAGAGAGAGAAGUCCGCUGCUCCGUCGGCCGCAUCGAGUCUGAACUGAUCGAGGAGGAUCUGUUUUUCGGACGACACAUGGAAGAGGAUGAAGUGUGACAUAUAAUCUACAGGUCUGGGAGGGGAGAGAAACAACGAGAACUCACCACGCAAGGAUAAACAAAUAUUAAACUCUAAAAACAUGUACCCGUUGGAAAGCUUACCUCCCCGUCCUUCACCCAGCGGUAUGUGGUAACACUGUGCGCAUGUGUUUCCCAACAAACUGACAGCAGUGGCCAGCAGAGGAGGUGACAGCCAGGACAUUGCUAACAGCGGUUGUGGUUAUGAUGGUAGUGUCAUCGAUUGAGCGCUUAGAAAUGGUGGGGGUAACAGUGGUGAUGACAGUGAUUGUGGUUUUAGCGGCAUUAAUACCCGACACUACCCUGGUGACGGUGCCUACAUGGGUGGUGGUGGGCGUGGUGGGUGUGGGUCUCGCGCUGACGGCAAGAACGACCCUGAAACACGUCGACAAACACACCAACAAACACAAAACCCCCAACACCGUGUCGCCCAGCUGCCACUCCUCGCCAUACCCACCUCGCACCCGGCUGUCCCUUCCCUCGUAACAUAACAGUGUGAAGCGGUUAACCUCACUCAUCUGUCAUCACCGUCGUCAUAAAGCUCUUCACUGUUCGCCGUUUGUCUGUUGAUUGUUAUGUCAUUACAGCACAGUUUCCAUCACUUGGGUUCGUUGUAGUGGUGGUUAUACUUGGCUGUGGAGCAUGUAAAUAACACAAAUACAGUAAAAAUAGCUUUGUUAGGAUAGCUGUAGAACAUUAUACUGUGUGUGUGUGUGUGUGUGUGUGUGUGUGUGUGUGUGUGUGUGUGUGUGUGUGCCAGGAACGAGAGCUUCCGUGUUGAAAUUUCUAUACGGAAUCCUUAUUAAUGAGAACAGAGAGAGAGAGAGAGAGAGAGAGAGAGAGAGAGAGAGAGAGAGAGAGAGAGAGAGAGAGAGAGAGAGAGCAA
This is a messenger RNA of Eriocheir sinensis (Chinese mitten crab), 4465 nucleotides long. Its product is annotated as sodium-dependent serotonin transporter-like. Bases 670 to 3084 code for a protein of 804 amino acids. Gene Ontology annotation, cellular component: membrane. The transcript is spliced from 16 exons. NCBI's taxonomy places the organism in Eukaryota, Metazoa, Arthropoda, Malacostraca, Decapoda, Varunidae. The record is from RefSeq and is a predicted model, not a curated record. Gene Ontology annotation, biological process: sodium ion transmembrane transport.